CGGCGUCGAUCGCGCGCAGCCUCUGGGAGACUCUAGAAGCGGGGCGAAAGGUUCCGGGUGCUUUGGACUCCCCGAGGUGCGAGACGUUCCGGAUUCCGGAUUGCGAUUGACAAUAACACAUUCGUCCCGGUCAGCAUUCACGCUGGCGAUUUGGACGGCUUCUACUGCCUCGAGGACGGUCCUAUUUCAGUACAGAGACGCGCAGACCAUUGAAGGGAAGCAGUCUUUCCCCUCUCACUCCACGGCGUGCCCCGCAUAUGCCUUUACGGAAGAGCCCGUCCAACCCCGCGCUCAACACAGUCGACGAGGAGGGACCGUCGGGACCCUUGAGCGGCCCCGCCACCAUCGAGUGGCGUCGACAGCGACUACUGCAAAUUGGCAGCAGUUCGGGCGCAGCGAGUGGUUCCGAGCAUGUCGCUAACGAGACGUCUUCUCUCCGUCCGACCCUAGAGGCUCGCGCUGCCUCUUACGGAACGUUGCCGUCGACUGCACGCGCUAACGCGUCAAAGUCCACUUUCCGCUCCCGCCACGCCCUGCGCGCGCUCCCGAAUCUCUUCAUACCCAAGGGUCGGCACACGAGUCCGCCCACACCUGGCAGUCAGACUCCACGUUCGAUAUCGUUCCGCAAUAGCACCUAUUUUGCGUCCCAGCGUCCCAUCUCCGCCUACGACAAGCCUGUGAUCGGCCAGGAGGAAACGGAGCGGGAGGGCGCCGUGAACACGAAUGGCAUCCGCGUGUGGUACUCCUCGUUCACCUCCAUCGACUGGUUGCACGACGCGAUCAAGGACUCGGCGCGCCAGUCGGCCCUGAGGAGACGCAAGUCGAAGCGCGGGAUACUUCGGAGGCAGUUUGACAGGAGCAUUGGCUGGGUAGCGGUCACCAUAAUCGGCUUCUUAACCGCGAUCAUCGCGUUCCUCAUCGUUCGCAGCGAGCAGUGGCUUUUCGACAUCAAGGAGGGCUAUUGUACGACGAGCAUUUGGAAGGCGAAGCGGUUCUGCUGUCCUGUUCAGGACGAUGACACGCUCUUGAAACGCGCUCUGCCGUCAUUCGUGACCCUGACUGCCGCUCAGGACUGUCCUGCAUGGCGGCCAUGGGGAGAGUACUUCGCUCCGGUGGCGUCUAGCGCGGACUGGCUAGAAGUGGAAGCGAUCGAAUACACAGCGUACACCGUCAUAGCAAUCUCCCUCGCGGUGAUCUCUUCGCUUUUGACAAUCUAUCUCACCGCGUCGACAUCCUUCGUCACGAGGAAGGACUCCGGCGUCCUCUCGUCGACUUUCGCGGCUGGCGAUGACGCCAAGAGCUCGACGAACCCCCCUGCACCCGCUCGCAAAGUUCUAUUCUAUGCUGCCGGUAGCGGUAUCCCUGAGAUCAAAACAAUCCUAUCUGGUUUCGUCAUCCAUGGAUAUCUCGGCGGACGUACGCUGUUCACUAAGGCGGUCGGACUGGCACUAUCUGUCGCCUCUGGACUGUCCCUCGGUAAGGAGGGGCCCUUUGUUCACAUUGCCUCUUGCGUCGGCAACAUCGUAAGCAGGUUCUUUAGCAAGUAUGAGACGAACGAAGGGAAGCGUCGCGGAAUCCUCAGUGCAGCAUGCGCAGCUGGGGUGGCCGUUGCGUUCGGUGCGCCCAUCGGCGGCGUCUUGUUCAGUCUCGAAGAAGUGUCGUACUUCUUCCCUGCGAAGGUCAUGUGGCGGAGCUUCUUCUGUGCGAUGGUUGCGGCCGUGACACUCCGGUUCCUGGAUCCAUUUGGGAGCGGCAAGCUGGUCCUGUUCCAGGUUACGUACGACAAGGAUUGGCAUGCAUACGAGCUCUUCCCUUUCCUUCUUCUGGGGGUCUUCGGAGGUGUGUAUGGCGCAUAUUUCUCCAAGCUCAACUACCGCUGGAGCCGCCACGUCCGCAACGGGACAUGGCUCGGCAAGCACCCCGUCAUCGAAGUCAUCCUGGUCACUCUCGUUACGGCACUGCUGAGCUUCCUGAACCCGUACACCCGCAUGGGCGGGACCGAGCUCGUCUACAACCUUUUCGCCGAGUGCCGCGACGGCAGCGCCAACACGCACUCUGGCCUUUGCGUGCUCAACCCUCCGACGCAAGCUGUGUCCGUGAUCUACGCGAUCUUCGUCGCAUUGAUCGUGAAGGGCGUCCUCACGAUCGUGACGUUCGGCAUCAAGGUCCCCGCGGGGAUCUUCAUCCCGACGCUUGGCGUUGGUGCAUGUGCGGGACGCAUCCUGGGCAUCCUCGUGCAGUGGAUGCAAUUCUCGUACCCGGACAGCGCUGCGUUCGCGGUUUGCAAGGGUGACCUCAACUGUGUGAUUCCCGGGCUGUAUGCCAUGGUCGGCGCUGCUGCGACUCUUUCCGGAGUCACGCGCACUACCGUCUCUCUGGCGGUCAUCAUGUUCGAGCUCACGGACACGCUGACGUACGCUGUGCCGGUCAUGCUUGCGGUUUUGGUGGCGAAGACGGUGGCAGACGCUCUGGAACCUAAAGGCAUCUACGACCUCGUCAUUAACCUUUCCCAGUUGCCAUACCUCGACGCCAAGCACGAGUACAUCUGGGGUCCCUAUCAAAUGAGCGAUGUGACCGACCGCGAUGUCGAGGCGAUCCGCCUCGACCAGCCGAACACGGUCAAGUCACUCAGAGACCAGCUCCAGAAGCUCGUCGACAGCGGCAACUCGGACAGCGGCCUCCCGAUCCUCAAGGCGGACGACGACGGGCUGCGCAUGGUCGGCUACAUCGGCGCGAACGAGCUCGAGCACGCGCUGAGCAUCGUCGCGGACGACCCGGACGAGGUCAUCUCGUUCCACGCCGCGGGCCCGCACGGCCACUUCCCGAUGGCGUCCUCCGUGUCGUCGCUCGCGGAGACGGGCUCGAACGCGCUCGGGCUGGACCCGUACGACUUCAGCUGCUACAUGGACCAGGCGCCGUUGACGGUCCAGGACAACUCGCCGCUCGAGCUCGUGCAGCAGUUCUUCACGAAGCUUGGGGCGAGGUAUGUUGUUGUCACCGACUCUGAUGGCCAUUACCAAGGAGUGAUCGAUAAGAAGACCUGGCUAGCGUUCCUCGACGAGCUGGAGCAUAAAUCCGGGUGAAAGACUGCGGUAUAGUCACAUAACCGCAGUAUCUCCAUCAUAUAGCCCCCACUCUGUUUCUUGAAUAUCUUUCAUCUGCUCAAGUAAGGACACUGGAAUAGCAUCUACAACAAGCAUUCGUCAAUCUUCUCUCACAAUGUAUUCGCCACGAUACCCGCUCAUCGACCAAUCUAACC
This is a messenger RNA of Dichomitus squalens LYAD-421 SS1, 3259 nucleotides long. RefSeq lists its product as uncharacterized. The coding region runs from base 258 to 3083 and encodes 941 amino acids. Gene Ontology annotation, cellular component: early endosome; membrane; Golgi apparatus. NCBI's taxonomy places the organism in Eukaryota, Fungi, Basidiomycota, Agaricomycetes, Polyporales, Polyporaceae. The transcript has 12 exons. Gene Ontology annotation, biological process: chloride transport; transmembrane transport. Gene Ontology annotation, molecular function: voltage-gated chloride channel activity. The record is from RefSeq and is a predicted model, not a curated record.